AUUUGAUGCCUUUUGCGUCGGCGGCCAUAACGUUCUUUCUCGUCUUUCGCCAAACGCGACCAACCAUGGGCAAGGAGUCGGAACCUAAGGCGACAGUUCGCACCAGGAAGUUCAUGACCAAUCGGCUCUUGAACAGAAAACAAAUGGUUGUUGAUGUCCUGCAUCCAGGCCGAUCAACUGUCCCCAGGAGUGAGAUCCGCUCUAAACUUGCAAGGAUGUACAAGACUACUGGUGAUGUUGUCUUUCCAUUUGGCUUCAAGACAGCCUUUGGUGGUGGCAAGAGCACAGGUUUUGCUCUUAUUUAUGACACACUAGACUAUGCCAAGAAACUGGAGCCUAAGUACCGCCUGGAAAGGCAAGCUCUCAUUGAGGUCAAGAAAACCGCUCGCAAGCAGAGGAAAGAGCGCAAGAACAGGAUGAAGAAGGCUCGUGGUACAGCUAAGGCGAAAUUGGCCUCUGCCACAAAGAAGAAGAAGUAAACAAGUAACCGUGGAGCUUCAAGGAAAAUAAAAUUACAACUAAAA
Penaeus vannamei (Pacific white shrimp) is the source of this 524-nucleotide messenger RNA. NCBI's taxonomy places the organism in Eukaryota, Metazoa, Arthropoda, Malacostraca, Decapoda, Penaeidae. The record is from RefSeq and is a predicted model, not a curated record.